Molecule: messenger RNA, 2465 nt
Organism: Coffea arabica (coffee)
Lineage: Eukaryota; Viridiplantae; Streptophyta; Magnoliopsida; Gentianales; Rubiaceae
Biological process (GO): protein transport
Source: RefSeq, a predicted model, not a curated record
CAAGUCUUCAGCAUGUGCGACCUUUCUGGGACAGGUCUGAUGGCUGUGUCUACCCAUUUUGACGUACCUUUCCUAUCCAAAAGAGAUGAUAAUUCAUCAAGAAGGCUUGCUUUAGGUUUCUCGAAGCUUUUAUUGACUUAGGUCUAAUGCCUGGAACAUCUUUAAUUACAGAUUCAAUUUCCCUCCAGUUGUAUUGGUUGUUUGAUUUGUGGGGCCUAUUUACCAAGGAUUUAGAAACAUGCUGAUUUUGGUUUUGUUUCGGGUUCAAGUUCAUUUUGAAUCAAGUGUAUGUUAUCUUAACAUCUAGUAGCCGAGGAAUCUAGAAAGAAGAAAUUAACAUGGAAUGAAUCUAGCGGAUUAAAAAGGUACAUAGCUAUAGUAAGAGUACAAAUAAAGCUUGCAGCUUUUGUGUACUAUGGCCUUCAAAAAUGAGAAUAUGAACUUUCAGAGUUUCAUAAACUGCAUAUGAAAAAGCUAGUUUUUCAAGCACUUGCCUCCAAAAUAGACAAAAAUGCAACAAAGACAGCCAGGGACCAGUCCUUUGUGAGAUCUUCAGAACCCUUUUGGAACUAGUUACUGAUGUGACAUUUGAAGAGAAGGUUUGAGGAGAAGGUUGGAUCAGUCUAGUCAGGACAUGCUGUAAUUGAUGAGAAGCUAUGAUCCAAACCAUGUAAUUUCUGCCUUGCUGAGACAUGCCUAUGUUGUCCUUGUUUUGAAUGACUUUCUGUAUUCCAUAGGACUCCCCAGUGGCUUAAGAAGAUGUUUGCAGCCGUUACCAAGACUGAAAGGAAUGGCCCUGUGUUCCGCUUUUUCAUGGACCUUGGAGAUGCAGGUCAUAUCCUCUUUGAUUGGUUGGACUUAUAUCCUUUUCUAUCUCAGAGUUUCUUAUGUUAAACGGCUGAAUAUUCCCAGUGGUGUCGUUGGUGCAUGUCGCCUUGAUAUAGCAUAUGAGCAUUUCAAGGAAAGGCCACACUUAUUCCAAUUUGUCCCAAAUGAGAAACAGGUCAAGGAAGCAAAUAAACUCCUUAAGAUGAUGCCACAAAAUGGGGGAAAGAAAAAGGUUGAAGGAGUGCCUGUUUUCAGUGCUCAAAACUUAGAUAUUGCUAUAGCCACUACUGAUGGUAUAAAAUGGUACACACCAUACUUCUUUGACAAAAGUACACUGGACAACAUUCUUGAAGAAUCUGUCGAUCAGCAUUUCCAUUCAUUGAUCCAAACUCGGAACAUGCAGCGAAGACGGGAGAUUGUUGAUGACAACUUGGCGGCAGAAGUAGUUGAAGAGAUGGGAGAUAGCAUGUGGGAACCUCCCGAGGUUCAGGAAGUGAUUGACGAAAUGGGCAAUCCUGGGAUUCCUUUCAGUGUCAUAUCCAAGGCUGCUGAAAUUCAGCUUCUUCAUGCUGUCGACAAGGUAUUUCUUGGAAAUAGAUGGCUGCGGAAAGCAACUGGAAUCCAACCAAAAUUUCCUUAUAUAGUUGACUCAUUUGAGAAAAGGAGUACCGCUUCUUUCUUGAGAGCAAGCAAAUAUUCCAACCUCAUUGAAGACUGUAAUUUAGGAAACAGUAGCAUGUCGCUUCAGUGCCUUGACAAGUCAGAGGAUCAUAUGAAAGAUAACAUCUCUGCUGAGCAGGAAAAAAAGCUGGACUCUCAACUUCCAUUCCAUGAUUGGUUGGCUCUUCCAUGGUUGAAGGAACGGCAGAAGCUCCCAACAUUAGAAGAUAAAAAAGAGAAGAUUGCUACUGAGUCUAGGAGACAACAACUACAGUCGUCUCCUCUUCUUCCGAAGAUUACUAUGGUUGGUAUCUCAGCAGGAGAGGCAGGGCAGAUGAACAAGGCCACAUUAAAAAAGACAAUGGAGGAUCUAACAAAAGAAUUAGAAAGGAUGGAUCCGUCAAAAUCAGGCAGGAACUGUUAGUAACGAACUUAAAAUCGAAGAGAGAGAUCCUCUUUUUGUGGCAAAUAUUGGUGAUUAUGUAAAAGCAGGUUCAGCUAGAUUGAUUAGGAGAGAAGCCAACUAGACACAUUACCAGUUUUGUAUCUUUGUUGCACUUAGCUUGUGUAGUUGUUCCAGGCACCGGGAAGAUGUAAAUUAGUGGGGCAAUUCAUGUUUGUAUGGUACUAGUGGAUGAUGUGCUGUGUUUGUGAUGGUUAGAACUGGCAGCAUUGGGUUAUUAGUCUUACAAUAAGCGCCAAGAAUAGCAGUUUCAUACGGGUAGAAAGCACAGUAUUUCUGAGCCUUGUGACUUUUUGUUGUAGCUGAUGAUCUGAAAGUUUUGGCAGCAGUGAUGAGAGUUUCUUGUGGGCAUUUCUUGGGCAUGUGAUAAUAAUACUCUGGAUCUGUUACUAGUAGUGUCCUUUUGAAGUCAUGUUUACCUCGUUCGUUCGAACAGAUGAGAAUGGGGAAUUUGCAUCGACAUAAGUUAUGUACAAUAGAUUGAGUUCAAUGAAAAAGGAAAUCUUUUCAGCAA